AUGCAUUAUAGGCUUUACUCUGCUGCUGUUAUCUUCAACAGAUAUCUCGUGCGGCCUUCUCUCCCCCUGUGGCGCAGCAUCGGCAGCAGCAGCAGCAGCAGCAGCACCAGCUUCGAGAAGAUCCGCAACAGCAGCAACAACAACAGCAGCACUAGGAACAUCGGCAGCAUCCGGAGCAUCUGCAUCUGCAACUGCAACUGCAGCAGCAGCAGCAGCAGCAGCAGUGGCGUCUGCAGCAGCAGCUUGAUCCCCGUCGUGCGUAACUCGCAAUUGCGUUUCUUGUUGGGUUUUCUUCUGUCUCCUUUUGCUCUUUAUAGAAUGGGGGAUGCUGCAAAUGUCUGCGGGGUUGCAGCUAAGGAGAGAGGCAUUUCUUCUUUGCGUGCAGCAGCAGAGGCUUUAGCUGCUUCAGACACCUCAGCUCCCCCCAGGAGCCCUAGCGGGAGAUCUCUCUCUCCGCCUCAGUGGCAGUCUCCUCCUCAGGCUGCUGCUUCUCCUGCUGCUCUUGCUGCUCCUGCUGCUGCUGCUGCUGCAACAGCUGCUACUGGUGCUACUGCUCUCUCCUUAGAGCCGCAGCUGCUCGUCAUAGCAGGGCCCAGCGGUGUAGGAAAGGGUACGCUUGUGAGGAGACUGCGGCAGCACUGGCCAGAGUGUCUCUCUCUGGUGUCUCCUCCCCUCUUGAAGUGCCCCCUAUAG
Molecule: messenger RNA, 693 nt
Organism: Eimeria acervulina
Lineage: Eukaryota; Apicomplexa; Conoidasida; Eucoccidiorida; Eimeriidae
Product: guanylate kinase, putative
Exons: 2
Coding region: 1-693 (230 amino acids)
Source: RefSeq, a predicted model, not a curated record